GUGGUGGGACAUCAGUCUCUGAGGUCAUCCGUGCGUGUUGUUGGUGAAGCCACAGCCACAAACAGUAUAUGAUAGUUGAGUAAGGAACUCCACAAGUCGACAGAGAGAUGUUGCUGGUGAUGGUGGUGGUCACCACAGCCGCUGCCAGCAUCCUCCCGCAGCUUGGUUCCUCUGGCGUGGAAGAUUUGUUGUCAGUCGCAGGUGGUGGUGUGGAAGCCGUGCUGGAGGCGGUGUCUCAGCCCACCUGCUCCCUCAUCCUCCUCACAGAUGGCACCACCUCACCCUCCACCAUCCUCAAGAAGGAGAGUGCAGUGCCACGGAACCCCUGGGGUGUGGUGGUGUUCGAGGUGGUGCUAGACAGCCAGGAAGCUAACGAGACCCAGGUGCUGCUCGCACGCCUGCUCCACCAGGCUCGACAGGUGAGGAUGGAGUCUCGGUGUGUGCGGGUGGUGGUGGUGAGUCACGACCCGGUCUUCCUCGACACCUUCGCGGAGUGGUCCCUCAAGGGCCGCCUCCUGGUGUGGGCCACCAAGCUGCUGGUGGUCACCAGCCUCCCACUCCCACAGCUCCACGCCCUCCUGUCCUCCCACUGGACCUUCUCCAUGAUGAACACCAUCUUGCUCAACCUGGAGGACACACCACCCAACCUCAGGGUCAGGAUGUACACCCACCUGCCAUACAGUCCAGAGGGAGCCCAGGUGGUGAGAGUUGCCUCCUGGUUGCCGGAACGCGGCCUCGUCCCAAAACCGGACAGUUCUCUAUUCUCCUGUAAAUUCUCCAACUUCUACGGGGCCCAGGUGAACGUGACCGCCUUACCGUUCCCACCGUUCUGGGAUGAGGUGAAGGGACCUGACAACACGACACAGUACUCCGGCACUGACUACAUGUUGCUGGCGACCAUUGCUGACGCUCUCAACUUCACCAUCUACGUCAUACCUACCGCCAACUGGGCAGAGGUUGAAAAGCUUGUGGAGGAAAGGGUGUCUUAUAUAGCUACAGUUUACCACACCCUGUUACCAAAACGUCUUGAACACUUCGACUACUCCUGGGUGUACGAGUACGCGUCCCUGGACUUCAGUAUGGCCCAGCCUGGUAUCAAACCACAGUGGCAGUCGCUCUACUACCCGCUCACUGACCUGGUGUGGGUCGCUGUCCUGCUGGCGCUGCUGUUCACCCCUGUGGUCCUGCUGCUGAUUAUUCGUGGGAGUGAGUGGAGGGAUGGCGAGAGCGGGAUAGAGGCAGCGGUGGUGGUGCAUGACUGUACUGGGAUGUUGUUAGGGCAGAAUCUUCCACGACGACUGCCCAGGACCAACUCAAGCCGUGUACUGGUGGCAGCCUGGCUGGUGUUUUCUCUUGUAAUCGGGACUGCUUACCGUGGCAACCUCACCUCCUACCUCACGCUAACGAAGUACCCACCCCGAACUGAGACACUUGAACAACUCGUUGCUACUACUGACAGGAUAACGAUGCCACCAUACGGAGCAGAAUUCAAAAAUUUCUUCAGCAAGUCAGACUCACAGGUGUUCCAAAAACUGGCCGAAAGAAUUCACUUGGUUCCAUCAACAGUCGGACAACAAGAAGCCAUUCAGAAGAAACAAGCACACUUGGAAAACCGACGUUACCAGCAGCUGAAGAUAGCAGAGAGGUUCACCAAGACGGAUGGGACCCCCAAAUUAUACAUUGGUCGGGAAAGUAUCCUUCCUGGCCAGGCCGCCUGGCCCAUUCCUCACGAUGCCCCUUACAAGCCUGUCUUAGAUCGCAGCCUCAUGGCUGUCAUUGAGGCUGGACUGUAUGAGAAAUGGAGCAAAGACCUGUUGUACCAAGUCCAGAUGAAUAGCCGCAGGAGGCAGCAGCAACAACGGACGCAGCAACAGGAGGAGGAACAGUCUCAGAAGAAGACAAAGUCAGACAGUGGCAUCAAGGCUCUCACCAUCACACACCUGCAGGGAGCAUACUUGCUCCUCCUUUUGGGCUCUGGCCUUGCAGGACUUGUCUUUAUCAUGGAGGCCUUUCCCAUGUGGCUUUUGCAGAAAAAAACGUAAUAAUUUAAUUAUCUGAAAUGAAACAUAUCCUAUAAUUUGGCGAAUUUGCAAUUGGAUCAUCAUUAUGUAAAAUAAGUGAAAACAAAAAUGACGGCGAUUCCUUUACAAAUUAUGUGCCAUUAAAAAAUUAUUUGAAAAAUCAGGACUUUGGUGAGAUACAUUUAUACAGUGUCAAUAUGUGAAGAGUUUGGGUUUGUAUAGUUAUAAAGGCAUCUUAAAGAGCCUGCACGAACUUAAUAUAGAACUAUCAUCAGGGAUCACCACCUGAGGGUACUUCCUCUUGCGUAAUUUUCAUCACCCAGAACAUUCCAGCACCUUUCCUUGUGAAAAUAUUGCACAGUAUAGCAAAGUAAUAUGUAAACACAAGAUUAUAACUUUCUUAUUGUGAUAAAGAUGAAGGCUACCGAAUAAGACUUGGUUAUAGCGAA
Homarus americanus (American lobster) is the source of this 2470-nucleotide messenger RNA. RefSeq lists its product as uncharacterized. The transcript has 12 exons. Gene Ontology annotation, molecular function: ligand-gated monoatomic ion channel activity. Gene Ontology annotation, cellular component: membrane. The record is from RefSeq and is a predicted model, not a curated record. The coding region runs from base 108 to 2042 and encodes 644 amino acids. Lineage: Eukaryota; Metazoa; Arthropoda; Malacostraca; Decapoda; Nephropidae.